Molecule: messenger RNA, 1865 nt
Organism: Fopius arisanus
Lineage: Eukaryota; Metazoa; Arthropoda; Insecta; Hymenoptera; Braconidae
Gene: Rnmt
Product: RNA guanine-7 methyltransferase
Exons: 8
Coding region: 194-1582 (462 amino acids)
Biological process (GO): 7-methylguanosine mRNA capping
Cellular component (GO): nucleus
Molecular function (GO): mRNA 5'-cap (guanine-N7-)-methyltransferase activity
Source: RefSeq, a predicted model, not a curated record
UUUCAAAAGAGGAAAGGAAAAGAAUAUUCCGUACUGGUGGCAGCUGAAUUGUUGUCGACUUGCAGAUAAUUGUUUAAUGCAGGGUACAUAACUAGCCGACCUCCCUAGUCAAUGCCGUGCAGUGUUGCAGUCAGGUAGAAUAAACAGUGGAAAGAUAAAAUAGAAAAAUAAGAAAGUACCGUUGAUAACUGAUAUGUCGUCUCCAUCAACUCCUAAAGCGGUGGUUAAGGAACAAUUAAAGCAUUCAUUAUCCGAUAAUGAUGAAGCAGUGAAUAGUGGUGCUAAACUUAAAGCUCCGACAUCACAACAAAAUGAGGAUGAAACAACAGUGGAAACGGCGGAUAUCGCUGAGAGUUCGGAAUCACGGAAGCGCAAGCAUGAUGGUGAUGGUGAUGAACGAGAGUCUCAAAAACCAAUGCUAGCAAAAAGCAAUCCUACAGGAGAAACAUCGACAAGUGGGAUCCCAUCGGAUUUAUCGACUGGAAGCGGUAGGGAUAUUGUGGAGCCCGAGAACCAAGCUACCGAUCACACUAAGGUUGUGACACAACAUUAUAAUGCCCUGGAGGAGAAAGGAUUGUCUCAGAGAGCACAGAGUCGAAUUAUUUUCAUGAGGAACUUCAAUAAUUGGAUUAAGAGCAUGCUCAUAAAUGAAUUUUUAGAAAAACUCAGACAGAGCUCGAGCCAGGGUUCAGCCCUCAAAGUACUCGACAUGUGUUGUGGUAAAGGUGGAGACCUCCUGAAAUGGAAAAAGGCAAACAUUGCUCACUUAAUUUGUGCUGAUAUUGCUGACGUAUCCAUUGAACAGUGCGAGACGCGUUAUAAAGAUAUAGAGAAUCGUAGCAAAAAUGACAGAGGCUUUGCUCCACUGUUCUCUUCCGAAUUCCUCGUUGCUGACUGCACAAAGGUUCGGUUGAGAGAGAAGUACAGAGAUCCCAGCGUGCUGCUUGAUCUUGUUAGUUGUCAAUUUGCAUUGCAUUAUAGUUUUGAGACACUACCGCAGGCCGAAUGUAUGAUGCAAAAUGCUGCUGAGACACUGAGAGCUGGUGGCUAUUUUAUCGCCAGUAUUCCAGAUGCUUAUGAUUUAGUGUCACGGUGGAAGAAAAUCGAUGGAAACAAAUUCGGCAACGACAUUUUCAACGUUGAAUUUUUAAUCGAAAAAGAAAAUAUCCCGUUAUUCGGGGCCAAAUACAAUUUUCAUCUUGAGGGAGUUGUUGAUUGUCCCGAGUUUCUUGUAUAUUUACCACUUCUAAAAAAACUUGCUCGAAAAUAUGGCCUAGAAAUGGUGAUGUUCGAAAGGUUCGAUGCAUUUUAUAAUCGUAUGAAGGAUGAGGGGCGAUCACUUUUAGGUAACAUGCAGGCACUAGAGACUUAUCCACCUUACCAUGAAGCACCUCUUCUCGGGCAAGGCCCGGCAGACUAUUUACAUGCUAUCCAAUAUAUGCAGAAUUCCACAGGACACAGGAAAAUUGGAACAUUGUCGCAUUCAGAGUGGGACGCAACAUCUUUAUACGCAGUUGUUGCCUUUCAAAAGAUGAGAACAACAUGGAAUUCUGAGGGGAAGCCUGAGUAUUGCAAACUUUAAUUUAGGACAAUUUUUUAUAUAUAAAAUAGAAAUUGUAAGAAUCAAUCAUGAGAAACGAAGAGAAUUAUUUUUCAUUGAGAUUGCGAACAAAUGAUAUCGAGUUAAUUUCAUGUUCUUUCUUGUUCCAUCUACAAUGCUGAGUGAAUGACGCAAAUUGUAUAAUAAAAAGAUUUUUCGUAUUUUGUGAAGCGAUUGUAUGAAUGGCGUUAAGAUAUUUCUAAUGUACAAAAUUUGAAAAUUUUCGUAAAGCAUAAUAAAGUAGAACCGUGAUCCAGGUAUCGAA